Molecule: messenger RNA, 2086 nt
Organism: Stylophora pistillata
Lineage: Eukaryota; Metazoa; Cnidaria; Anthozoa; Scleractinia; Pocilloporidae
Product: transforming acidic coiled-coil-containing protein 3
Biological process (GO): mitotic spindle organization
Cellular component (GO): cytoplasm
Source: RefSeq, a predicted model, not a curated record
GGUACGAAAACCGAAAUUGAAGAAGCAGAGAAUAUCAUUGUGGAAGAAUCCAACAACUUUGUGGAAACGUAUUCUGCGCCAGAAAUAAGCAACAUUGAGGUGCAAGACGAAGAAGCGCCGCGCGAAAAGGUGCGGUUAUAUACCAAGGACGAGUUAGAUGCGGCCGUCAAGAGAGAAACGGAAGCUCUUCGUAAACAGGCGCUGUUCUGUAGCAAAGAGGAGUUUGCUGCAGCAGUCAAAAAGGAGACAGAAACUCUACGUCAACAGAUGGAAGAGGAGGCUACAAUUCGUGAAAUGGAGAGCAAAGAAUUAACGGAAAGAAAUGAACAGUUAAGAAGAGAGACAGGGGAAUUAAGAGUUGUGAUGCAAGAAUACGAGAAGACCAUCGCUGACAUGAUCGAAAAAAAUCAGAAGUCACAGGACCAAUUCAAUCACUCAAGUUCAGAAGUAGCGAAAGAAAGAGACCAGCUUCAAUCUGAUUUGACAGCGGUAGAGACGGCCUUUUCAGACCUGCACCGGAGAUACGAGAAACUCAAGGGAGUCGUGGAAAAUUUUAAAAAGAAUGAAGAAAUUCUAAAAAAGGCAACCAGUGAUUACCAAGAAAAACUAAAAAGAUCUGAAGAAAAAUAUCGCAUGCUAAAGAAACAUGCUGAGGAAAAAAUUGAAAGUGCCAAUAUCGAAAUUGCUCGAGUACGAAAAUCCAAUGAGUCAGAGAUAGCAGUAAUGAAAGCGGCACUUAAGAAAGAACAAACUAAAUCAGCUAGCUUAGAAAUGAGUCUUCAGCAAAAGAUAUCCGAAAACGCAGAACUGACGUCGAUAUGCGAUGAACUUAUAAACAAAAUGGGAGGACAGCGAUAAUAACAACAGAAGCGAUUUUAUGGCCCUUCCUUUAAAUUCUCAACGGUUCUUCUCUUUUCUUGUGCAUCAAGUUGUGAAGAUGUUGUAUAUUUAACGUAAGUUUUGUGGAGUAAGUCCAAGGCAGUCCAAGGGUGAGAACGCAGCGAAUCAUCAACUCAAUUUUCCAUUAGUUAACGGUGGAUGUUAACACAAAUGUAGUACUCCUUCCUUCUGCGGCUGUCAAAGAUGGUAGAAAUAUUUAUAAACCGUCCAGAACUCCUGUCGACUCUGACAAAUUCUUCGGCGUCUGUACAGUUCUAAUUUAAGUUCACGUAACCUUCUUUUGUAAUGGUUACUUCCGCUUUGAGACUGCCAGUUGUAUCAUCGUUGGAAUGUAAGCUUAUUGUAAUUUUCUCAGUUUUGUGUCUUUUCGGUUCCAUCCCUUUUGAACCGCUGCAACUCAGCUGGGGUAAAGCAAUUUUUCUUCGAUGAGAAGAAAAAGAAAUGAGAACCAAUUUAAUUAAAACCUUACGUUGUUCUAGUAGAACAAAACAUAAACAAUACGAUACAAGAAUCAAUGCGUUGCGAGGAAUGAAAGCGGCGCCCAUCGCGCGCAAAAUUGUGGCAAUACCAUUGUAUAUCACUCUGUCUUACCGGGCGAGACUUAAGACUCAUUACUAGCUGAUUUGAUGUGACUUUGAUGUCUUUUUCAGUUGCUGAAUUUUAUCAUUUGUAUUAGAACCAUGAAAUUGGCCUUCAUGUCCUGACCAGCGAAUGAUUUCAAAAGGAUAUUAUCGAAUGAUAAUCUUUGUUUUCGGGCUUUGGUUACUGGAUCCAGGAUGAAGUGCUGUGGUACUUGUUUGUUGGUUGGUUUUUCCCUUUUCUUUUCUUGUUUUUCUCCUUUUCUUACUGUACAGCUAAAACUGAAGUACCACUAAAUCAUGUACAAAAUGAUUAGCCAAGGAAGUUUUAUAGCUCAAAUAUUCCAUCGCUGUCUUUGUUUGGCAAACCUCCCCGGAAAACUUGAAAGUUGAAAAAGUUGUCCCAAUCUUAACAAGGAUAGAUAGAUGGUAAUAAAUGAGGUUUAUCCAAAGGAUAUCUUUGAAUUGCGGGGUAAGAAACUAGGAAAAAUACUGAAAGGCAGCAAGAAGUCGAAUGACUCCGCCCUUGGAUUCAUGUGAAAUAGUAGACCAGUGUGUUUGUAUUUUUCUAAGCUUUUUACUAAUAAACAGAGGUGGAUUGAAUUGUG